Aspergillus homomorphus CBS 101889 is the source of this 2125-nucleotide messenger RNA. Its product is annotated as putative HLH transcription factor (Hpa3). Gene Ontology annotation, molecular function: DNA-binding transcription factor activity; protein dimerization activity. Gene Ontology annotation, biological process: positive regulation of transcription by RNA polymerase II. Bases 320 to 1828 code for a protein of 502 amino acids. The record is from RefSeq and is a predicted model, not a curated record. NCBI's taxonomy places the organism in Eukaryota, Fungi, Ascomycota, Eurotiomycetes, Eurotiales, Aspergillaceae. The transcript is spliced from 4 exons. Gene Ontology annotation, cellular component: RNA polymerase II transcription regulator complex.
ACUGGUCCCCUGAACACGAAAGGCAAACGUCUCGAUCUGGAGCCGAUUCCCUACGCGAUCCUCGAACAGUACCUCGAUCGACAGCGAUUUCUCGGCAUUGACCGCUUAGAUCGGUUCGUCAACCAAUAUAAGACGUGUGCUGUUCGACAAUUUCCCGAUACGUCGAACAUGAUAUAGUGGGGAGGAGUUCGAUAUUUGGAACCACCACCUCUCGCAAAAGUCAUCGUCACUCUUUGAGAAAUACCCAUACCCACAUACGUUCUCUCGCUUUCUGUUUCGCCCAUCCACACUGUUCCACCACCUCCGUGAAACUUGCACAAUGGAAACGACCCUCACACAUCGGCCGUGGGAGCCUGCCACAACCGGACCGCAGAGCAUUCCAACCACUCAGACUCUGCCGUCUAUCUCAACAUUGACAGCAAUGACGGGCAUGCCGACCCAGGCUGAGAAAUCGCCUGGUAAUGCGUCGUUGAAUACCAUUGAGCGAGAUUCAGGGAACUGGUCUAUGCCUCAGAGCACGAGAUCUUCCACCUAUUCCACCGCGACAAACGGAACCGGCAACUAUCCCUCCCUUUCUUUUCUCACAUCAUCCCAACCAUCUCCGAACCGCGUCUCCCUUGUCUCCGACCGAUCCCCAUACCCCAAUGAUCUCUCCAGUACCACCACCCCUUCUUCAGCCGGAGCGCAGCCAUCGCCGAAUUUUGGGCACGCCCAACCUCCGACGACAUUGCCCUCGAUAAAUCAAAACUACGAUGCGCCUUCUCAGAGAGCCAGUAUUGCCGAGCCGGCGGAAUCGCGACGCAGCAGCGUGGAUAGCAGGAUGAACCAGGGGAUCAGCUCCCUUGCCAUAAACCCGGCUUCACCAUAUCACAGCACAAAUGCUUCUCAGUCUUCGAUUGUAUCCGGUCUACAAAGGGAGCGUGGCAUUUCGAUGGAUGUCAAUAUGAACAAUUCCUACCGGGGUCCUCGCUACUCUGCCGGACAGCCGCUUUCUCCACUUGGCCCACGGGCUGGCGAGCAUCGUAGCUUUGCGGCUGGCCGCACUGCGCCUGCAAUCUCGUCGAAUCCCCGGUCCGAGAUUUACAAUGCGGAAGCGCCCACCGCGGGUCUCGCGUACGCCUUCCCCGAUCCAGAUGUCGCCCGGUCGAAUUCUGUGUCGUCUACCGCCGAAAAACCUCUCAACGGUCAUCAAUUUACCCGCAAAGGAAGCACGGCAGAGUCCUUGGCCAGUAGUGUAUAUUCCGAUGCACGCCUGCCCCGUGGACAACAUGAACUACCGCAAAAUGUUCAUCACCAUACGCUCCAGCACAAGCAAGUCCGAGGUCUUAUCGGCGAGUCUGAGGCACAUGGUGGCAGCACCCCCUACAGCCGUACACCGGAACUACGCGUCACCCAUAAGCUAGCGGAGCGGAAGCGCCGGAGCGAGAUGAAGGAUUGCUUUGAGUCGUUACGCGUCCGUCUUCCGCAAAGUCAGAACAACAAGUCCAGCAAAUGGGAGACUCUCACCAGAGCAAUUGAAUACAUCGGGCAUCUGGAGAAAAUGCUUAACAAUGCUCGCCGUGACAACGAUGUCCUAAGAAGUGAGGUCGACGAACUGAGGACGCAGCUUAGCCAGCAACAAGCCAACGGGCAGUCGCGCCAGGCGUCAAUAUUUGAACAUCACUCCAUCUCUGCUCCGCAGACGAAUGGGCAAGUGCACGGACCGAUUUUUCCCAGCUACGCUCAAGGAUCUGCGAUGACGCAGGAGCAGCCUCGCACCUUACCUCCCCUUAUGAAUGGGUCGGUCGCUCCUAUGCAGGGUGUACAGUAUACCGAUGAUCGACGGUAGCUUGUCACAUAAUCAUUAAAUACCGAGUCACAGCCAAUGAUGGCUUUACUACGAAUGCAUCGGUGAUGAUUUAUCGGCGACUGCAAUCCAUUCACUCUGCUCUGUCCUAUGGACACUUACCAAGGAACGUCUAAGGCGCGACUGGCUUUUAGACUUCUCUUUCGGGCGGCUUUUCUCUUUCCGCGGAAAUUUGGUCUUCCUUCAACAUAUACAUAUUCCCUGAACUGUACCGGCAUAUCUUUUCGCACUGGCUUCCGGUGUUGACCGAAUCCGCUGCUUUCUUCAUCCUCUCUGUGU